Molecule: messenger RNA, 798 nt
Organism: Arvicanthis niloticus (Nile rat)
Lineage: Eukaryota; Metazoa; Chordata; Mammalia; Rodentia; Muridae
Source: RefSeq, a predicted model, not a curated record
AUGGCUUCAGAAAUCACUUAUGCAGAAGUGAAGUUCAACAAUGAAUCCAACUCUUUGGGCACCUACUCUGAAUCUCCUGCAGCUACCAGAGAGAAACGUGUCCGUCAUUUAAGUAAACCUGUUUUCCCCUCGCUGCCUUUUACAUUUCUGAUGGUACUUCUUCUGCUGCUGGCAAUCACAUUCUUAGUUGCUUUUAUCAUUUAUUUUCAAAAGUACUCCCAACUUCUUGAAGAAAAAAAAGCUAUAAAGGGUAUAACUCACAACGAAUUGAACUGCACAAAAAUAAAUUCACGCAUGGAAGGAAAAAUUGUAGGUCAGAGGGCCCUGACAUUAGAGAUAAUGGAGGCAGACUUGAGUAUUUUGACACCUAAGGACAAAGUCUGGAGCUGUUGCCCAAAGGAUUGGAAGCCAUUUGGUUCCCACUGCUACUUGGUCUCUACACUUACUUCAGCUGACUCAGCAGCAUCUUGGAAGGAGAGUGAGAAGAAAUGCUCCCGCAUGGGUGCUCAUCUGCUGGUGAUCCAUAGCAAGGAAGAACAGGAUUUCAUCACCAAAAGCCUGGAUGCUGGUGCUGCUUAUUUUAUAGGGCUGUGGGAUACAGGUCAUCGACAAUGGCAAUGGGUUGAUCAGACACCGUACAAUGAGAGUGCCAAGUUCUGGCACAAAGGUGAGCCCAGCAGUGACAAUGAAAAAUGUGUUAUAUUAAAUCAUCCUUGGAAUACUGGAUGGGGCUGGAAUGAUAUCCCUUGCAAUCUUAACCAGAAGUCAGUUUGUCAGAUGAAGAAAAUAUACUUAUGA